Nycticebus coucang (slow loris) is the source of this 1607-nucleotide messenger RNA. RefSeq names its product deoxyhypusine hydroxylase (gene DOHH). Gene Ontology annotation, molecular function: deoxyhypusine monooxygenase activity. The coding region runs from base 181 to 1089 and encodes 302 amino acids. Lineage: Eukaryota; Metazoa; Chordata; Mammalia; Primates; Lorisidae. The transcript has 5 exons. Gene Ontology annotation, biological process: peptidyl-hypusine biosynthetic process. The record is from RefSeq and is a predicted model, not a curated record.
ACCAGGUGGGGAGGCCGGAGAUAAUCUUUUGGGGCAGGAAUCGUCAAUUCUCUUCCCUGAGGAAAGUCCCUGGACCGCUGCCGAUAUGAUAGUGUACUUAACACUCCUGUUACCCCAAGUUUAGCCCAAAUAGGGCUGUGGGAGGCCCAACUCAUUGACAGGCAGGAGGAGGCAGGCACCAUGGUGACAGAGCAAGAGGUGGAGGCCAUAGGACGGACACUGGUGGACCCCAAGCAGGCUCUGCAGACCCGUUUUCGAGCACUGUUCACGUUGCGUGGAAUUGGCGGCCCAGGUGCCAUCUCUUGGAUUAGCCAGGCCUUCAGUGAUGAUUCUGCCUUGCUCAAGCAUGAGCUAGCGUACUGCCUGGGCCAGAUGCAGGACUCCCGAGCCAUCCCUGUGCUGGUGGAUGUGCUGUGUGACACCCGUCAGGAGCCCAUGGUGCGCCAUGAGGCAGGGGAGGCCUUGGGAGCCAUCGGGAACCCAGAAGUUCUGGAGCUGCUGAAGCAAUAUUCUACGGACCCUAUUGUUGAGGUGGCGGAGACAUGCCAGCUGGCUGUCCAGAGGCUGGAGUGGCUGCAAAAGCACCAUGGGGAGCUGGUGGCAGGGCCCUACCUCUCAGUGGACCCAGCCCCACCGGCUGAGGAGCAUGAUGUGGGGCGUCUGCGGGAGAUGCUUCUAGACGAGACCCAACCACUCUUCAACCGCUACCGGGCCAUGUUUGCACUGCGCAAUGUAGGUGGCAAGGAGGCUGCCCUGGCACUGGCUGAAGGCCUGCACUGUGGCAGUGCCCUCUUCCGUCACGAGGUUGGCUAUGUCUUGGGCCAGCUGCAGCACGAGGCAGCUGUGCCCCAGCUGGGAGCUGCCCUGGCCUGCAGCUCCGAGAACCCCAUGGUGCGGCACGAGUGCGCCGAGGCCCUGGGUGCCAUUGCCCGGCCUGCCUGCCUGGACAUGCUACGGGCUUAUGCAGCUGACCCUGAGCGCGUGGUGCGAGAGAGCUGCGAGGUGGCUCUGGACAUGUACGAGCACGAGAACCAGGCAGCCUUCCAGUACGCUGAUGGGCUGGAGCAGUUGCGUCAGGCCCCCUCCUAAACCCUCUCCAAUCGCCUGGCUUGGGCUCUCUGUGGACCCUCAGGACUGCUUCUCCCCCGCAGGACUUAGGCAUCUAAACUGGGUUUUUGUAAAUCAGAUGUCAUUUGUUGUCUCUUGCUGCGCUGCACUGUGAGCUGUUUCCCCACCUUCCUGUGCCAUCCAGCUUCACAGUUGCAUUUGCACCUGGACUCUCCCCACCAGGGCCCAGAGCAGGGCUACAGCGUGGAAGGUUCCAGGUAUAGGGGUGGGACUCUGGGAAAGAAUUCAGGAGGUGCAGCUCAGGAUGGGGGUAUCUUGAGAAAGAGGGUUUUAGAGGCACCCAGGAGCAGAGCAGCAAAUGGGGCACAGGGUCUGGGGGCCUCAGACCCCCUGGGGAGGGACAGGGAGGUGGUUCCUUCGUGGGUUGGGCCAGGGGCAUAGGGGCCGAGGAGGGGCAGGCAGACCCCAGGGGCUGGGGAGAGAUACUGCCCAAAUGGAAUAUUAAAUUAUUUUUGGCAAGUGAUGACUCUUCUGAGUGU